Lolium rigidum is the source of this 1454-nucleotide messenger RNA. RefSeq names its product protein BZR1 homolog 3. Gene Ontology annotation, biological process: brassinosteroid mediated signaling pathway; DNA-templated transcription. The transcript is spliced from 2 exons. The coding region runs from base 8 to 1069 and encodes 353 amino acids. Gene Ontology annotation, molecular function: DNA-binding transcription factor activity. The record is from RefSeq and is a predicted model, not a curated record. Lineage: Eukaryota; Viridiplantae; Streptophyta; Magnoliopsida; Poales; Poaceae.
CGUGCAGAUGAUGCACGGGGCCGGCGGCGGCGGCGGCCUCGGGGGCACGCGGGUGCCGACGUGGCGGGAGCGGGAGAACAACCGGCGCAGGGAGCGCCGGCGCCGGGCGAUCGCCGCCAAGAUCUACACCGGCCUCAGGGCCUACGGCGGCUACGACCUCCCCAAGCACUGCGACAACAACGAGGUGCUCAAGGCGCUCUGCAACGAGGCGGGGUGGGUCGUCGAGCCCGACGGCACCACCUACCGCAGGGGAUGUAAACCUCCUCCACAAGCGCGUUUUGAUCCAAUUGGAAGGUCUGCUCCGCAAAGCCCCAGCUCUUCAUAUCAACCUAGUCCACAGGCUUCAUACAACCCAAGCCCUGCAUCAUCAUCAUUUCCGAGCUCUGGAUCCUCUUCUCAUAUCACUCUUGGUGGUGGAAACAACUUGAUUGGUGGUGUGGAGGGAAGUUCCCUUAUCCCGUGGCUGAAGAAUCUUUCGUCAAACCCCUCAUUUGCCUCCUCUUCCAAGUUACCACAGCUUCACCAUCUCUAUUUCAACGGAGGUUCCAUUAGUGCUCCAGUGACACCUCCAUCCAGCUCGCCAACUCAUACACCUCGUAUCAAGACUGAUUGGGAGAACCAAAGUGUUCUGCCACCAUGGGCUAAUGCAAAUUAUGCUUCUCUUCCCAACUCCACACCUCCAAGCCCUGGCCACCACGUUGCUCCAGACCCGGCAUGGCUAGCAGGGUUCCAGAUAUCAUCCGCUGGACCCUCAUCACCCACAUAUAACCUUGUUUCACAUAAUCCCUUUGGGGUCUUCAAAGAGGCUCUUGCCAGCUCAUCAAGAGUGUGCACCCCUGGACAGAGCGGAACAUGUUCUCCGGUAAUGGGCGGUGCGCCGGCUCAUCUUGAUGUUCAGAUGGUCGAUGGGGCCGCUGAUGAUUUUGCCUUCGGGAGCAACAGCAAUGGCAACAAUGAGUUACCUGGAUUGGUGAAGGCAUGGGAAGGGGAGCGGAUACAUGAGGAAUGCGCCUCGGACGAGCUUGAGCUCACCCUUGGGAGUUCACAGACUCGCGGAGAACCCUCCUGAUCAUGCUGCUGCAAUGCCUCGUCUUCGCCUGGGUUGAUUCUUGAAAUUUAUUUGGGCGUUGCUCUUCUGUUUUAUAAGUUCAGUGUUUGUAGAAAGAGAGAAGGGAGUUCAGGGAUCGGAUCAUGGUCCUCUGCAGAUGAUAUCCAUCCUCUUUCAGUCGUCUGGACUUUAGCUUAUGCAACUUCUUAACUUAUUUCUUUGGAUUCUUUUUCUUUUUUGAAAUAUGGACAAAAAAAAUGAACAAUGUCAAGUGAUAGGAAUGCGUGCAGGAAUGGCGGCGUGUGGCCACCAUUUGUCAUCCGUAAGAAGUAGCUGCAAGUCCUGUGACAUUCAUGUGCUCAUGCGAACAAGUUUCAGUUGUCCUUAAUAUGACUCUUGUUGUCCA